AUGGAUGCGGUGCCAACGCUCUACUCCCUCGCACAGUGCACGCCGGACCUGUCCGCCGGUGAUUGCCUGGUUUGCCUCCAGCGGCUUAUCGGCAUGGUCAACGCCACCACGUCCGUGCGCCAGGGAGGACGGAUCUUCGUCCUGCGCUGCAACAUCAGGUUCGAGACGUUUAUGUUCUUCGACCAGCCUAUGCGGCGGAUCAAUCCAUCCUCCAUCACUCAGGCUCCACCAGGAAUCAAACCUUGGAUAAUUGCAAUAUGUGUGGCUUCUGCUGUGGCACUAGCUGCUUUCUGCUUCAUGGUUUAUUGUCGUUGCCUCAGAGGAAGGAUCAGAAAACGUUCAGUGAGAUUGCGAGAAAGGCGUACUAAUAAAUUGCACGGAGGGGAUCAUGAACUAGUAUGGGAUAUGGAAACAGGAAUGUUAUCAGGGUUUUCGUUUUUUGAGUUUGAUAAGAUACAGGAGGCCACGGGUAACUUCUCUGAAGAAAAUAAACUUGGAGAAGGCGGAUUUGGCCCUGUAUAUAAGGGACAUUUUCUUGAGGGAAUGGAGAUAGCAGUAAAGAGGCUUGCUUCACACUCAGGACAAGGUUUGGUAGAGUUCAAAAAUGAAGUUCAGCUCAUAGCCAAGCUUCAACACAGGAAUUUGGUGAGACUCCUGGGAUGUUGCUCUCAAGGAGAGGAAAAGAUACUGGUCUAUGAAUACAUGCCGAACAAAAGCUUGGACUUCUUCAUAUUUGAUGAACACAGAAAAGCUUUAAUGGAUUGGAACAGACGUCUAGCAAUAAUUGAAGGAAUAGCAGAAGGCCUUCUUUAUCUACAUAAGCACUCUCGUCUGCGUGUUAUACAUCGAGAUCUUAAGCCAAGCAACAUUCUCUUGGACAAUGAAAUGAAUCCUAAAAUUUCAGAUUUUGGACUAGCAAAAAUAUUCAGCUCAAAUAACAACGAAGAAAACAGUACGAGAAGAGUAGUUGGUACAUAUGGUUACAUGGCUCCCGAGUAUGCUUCUGAGGGCCUAUUCUCUAUCAAAUCCGAUGUAUUCAGCUUUGGUGUUUUAGUCCUCGAGAUCCUUAGCGGAAAAAGGAAUUCCGGUAGCCAUCAAUGUGGUGAUUUCAUCAAUCUCCUCGGAUAUGCUUGGCAAUUAUGGAAAGACAGAAGAUGGAUUGAUAUUGUUGAUGCAUCAUUUAAUUCAUUUCUUCCCAAGACUCACCCAACAGAAAUGAUGAGGUGCAUUAACAUUGGACUACUAUGUGUACAAGAGAAUGCAGUAGAUCGACCAAACAUGUUGGAUGUUACUACAAUGCUAGGAUGCAAGACAAUGAUCCUACGUGAGCCUAAGCACCCACCGUAUUUCAAUCUAAGGGUAGGCAAUGCGGAGGAUUCAUCUACUACACAGUCAUGCAGUAUCAAUGGUGUUACUCUAUCAAUAGCAACUGCUCGAUAG
Molecule: messenger RNA, 1440 nt
Organism: Triticum turgidum subsp. durum (durum wheat)
Lineage: Eukaryota; Viridiplantae; Streptophyta; Magnoliopsida; Poales; Poaceae
Source: the annotation of a GenBank genome assembly